Octopus bimaculoides (California two-spot octopus) is the source of this 5260-nucleotide messenger RNA. RefSeq lists its product as uncharacterized. The record is from RefSeq and is a predicted model, not a curated record. Gene Ontology annotation, biological process: regulation of DNA-templated transcription. NCBI's taxonomy places the organism in Eukaryota, Metazoa, Mollusca, Cephalopoda, Octopoda, Octopodidae. Gene Ontology annotation, molecular function: RNA polymerase II cis-regulatory region sequence-specific DNA binding; DNA-binding transcription factor activity, RNA polymerase II-specific.
CUGGCGGCAGUUCAUCAAACUCUACCACAACUCCCGGUGGAUCAAUAUCCCUUCUAAAUAUUUCCUUUAACCUGUUAUACUUCUCUUUAUCUAUAACAAUUGCUUUCACAUUUUCUGUGAAAAUCUCCAUAUUGGUUAUUGAUCGAUUCAGGGCUAUGAAAAAUGAAUUGUGUUUGUUUGCAUUUGAUGAAGUUUUACAUAAAUUAUUUAGAUUAUUUCAUACUCUGCAAUCUAAUUCAUUCUGGGUUUUUUGAACUCCCACUAAAAAUAUGCUUAAUUCAACAUUAAUAGAGCUAACAGAUUUAGCCCUAGGUCAGCUCUGAGUAAGAACAAAAUAUGAUCAAAAGCAUUUCAGCUGUUUUCAAAGUUAAAUUUAGACCAAAAUUGAGAAAAAUUCAAAUCAAAAUUAGUAAAAAUUUAUGUUUUAUUUUAUUAAAGCAUAUUAUGCUUCAAGUUGAAUUUAAUUUAUGAGAAUAAUGCAAUUUAGGAUAAUUAUAUUUGUUGACAGGUUUUAACCUGAAAAGUGUACAGCUUCAUUCACCUGUUAUUUAAACACAUCUGCCUCAAGAAAUUGAAAUAUUUGUAUUCACUUUGUUAAUACAAACAUUUCUUAGGUUAAUCAAGCCUCACCAGGGGUAAUAGUUUGUCUAUAGCCUUGUUAAAUAUCCCAGUAUUAGAACAUUACUGUGGAUCAAAGUUUUGUCACAUAGUGACAUUAAAAGCUAAAAAUAGAUUCAACUGUCACUGAAUGAUGAAAUGAAAUCACCAAGACUUCAUCAAAUGACUUAACCCAUAAAGCACUGGGAUCUGCACUUACAUGGCAUGGACUGCUGAGCACAUUUUAUGAAAAUAAGACUAUCAUAAAAAACAAAAAGCCUGACUGGCUCCUGUGCCAGUGGCAUGUAAAAAGCACCAUCCAAAUGUGAUCGUUGCCAGGCCCUGCUGACUGGCUCCUGUGCCAGUGACACGAAAAAAGCACGCACUACAAUCUCGGAGUGGUUGGCAUUAGGAAGGGCAUCCAGCUGUAGAAACAUUGCCAGAUCAGAUUGGAGCCUGGUGCAGCUGCUGGCUCUCCAGAGCUCAGUUAAACCGUCCAACCCAUGCCAGCAUGGAAAGCGGACGUUAAUCGAUGAUGAUGCUGAUACCAUAAUUUCCUAUACAUGUAACCAAAGAACAUGUUUUUAAAGGCUACACAUUGUAUCUGAUAUAAAUACUUUAUGAAAAAUCGCUUCACCACUUGCAACACCCAGCGCCCUCUUGUGACUUUAUGUAUCUGCAAGGGGACGCAACCACUGAAGUUGUAACGUUUCACAUCGAAACUGCGGUUAAAGGUAUAAAGUCAGCUUCACUUGUUCAUUGUAUUACAUUAGGAUAUUAUUGACGAAGAAAAGUGGUGCUCUUUGAAUGUUGGUGUUGUGUAAAAUUCGUAAAACAUUGGUAAACCUCAUUCUAACAGAUAUUUACUUCGGUAAAAACGUAUAACACACUAAUUUACUGUCUGCAUGUGAAAACGAAUACCAGACAGCAUCAGCAUUGAAGAUAGAUUGUCAAUAUUUAUAACCUUUUAAAGAUUUUAGUAAAAUGUCAUGCCGAAAAACUGAGAAAUAUUUCUUGUGAGAGUGACAUUCUUUUCCUUCAUUGCCUUCGAAUAUAUACAAGCUGAUUAUGGGUUCCAUUUAAAUUUGCAAGAAUUAUCAAAGAACAUUGCAGUAAUAAAGUUUUGAUUAACAAAUGAAAAAUAUCCAUAUCUAGUCCUGAGAAAAGAAGAUAUAGUAGAAUGGAUUUCCCUGAAGAAUUGCCAAAAGCAACUGGAGAAUCAUCAUACCACUGUGAUAUCUGUAAAAAGUCAUUCUCUCUGAAAAGUAAGCUUGCUACUCAUAAAUGUAUUGACAAAAAAGAGAAAGCAAAGAAACGACAUCAUUGUGAUAUCUGUGGUAAAUCAUUCACUCUAAAACUUAACUUAACUGAACAUAGAUAUCUCCAUACAGGAGAGAAGCCACACAACUGUGAUAUCUGCGGUAAAUCAUUCACUCGAUCACGUACAUUAAUUACUCACAAACAUCUCCAUACUGGAGAGAGACCUCACAGCUGUGAUAUCUGCGGUAAAUCAUUUUCUCUAAGAGGUCACUUAGUUGGUCACAAACGUACUCAUACAGGUGAAAGGCCAUAUCACUGUGACAUCUGUGGUAAAUCAUUCUCUCACACUAAUGGCCUAACUCGCCACAUACGUAUUCAUACAGGAGAGAAGCCAUAUCAGUGUAAUAUUUGUGGUGAAUCAUUCUCUGACAGAGGUAAUUUGACUAAACACAAAAUAAUUCAUACGGGAGAGAAGUCAUACCACUGUGAUAUAUGUGGUAAGUCAUUCUUUCAAAAAGUUCAUUUAAAUUCACACAAACGUAUUCAUACUGGAGAGAAGCCAUAUCAGUGCAAUAUCUGUGGUAAAUCUUUCAGUAAUGGUAGCACAGUAACUAUUCAUAAACGUAUUCAUACAGGGGACGAACCAUAUCACUGUGAUAUUUGUGGUAAGUCAUUCACUUAUAAAAGAAAAUUAACUGUUCACAAACGUUUUCAUACAGGGGAAAAACCGUAUCACUGUGAUGUAUGUGGUAAAGUAUUUGUUGAUGGUAAUACUUUGACUAAACACAAACAUAUUCACACAGGAGAGAAAUUAUAUCACUGCGAUAGCUGUGGUAAGUCAUUCAGUUGUAGAGGUAAAUUAACUGUUCACAAACGUAUUCAUACAGGGGAAAAGCCUUAUCACUGUAAUAUCUGUGGAAAAACAUUUACUCAAACAAGUCAGUUAACAACACACAAGAGAGGCUUGCAUACAGGAGAGAAACCAUAUACCUGCAAUACCUGUGGUAAAUCUUUCUCUGAUGGAAGUGGAUUAACUGUUCACAAACGUAUUCAUACAGGGGAAAAGCCUUAUCACUGCAAUACCUGUGGAGAAACAUUUACUCAAACAAUCCAGUUAACAUUACACAAGAAACAAUUGCAUACAGGAGAGAAAUCGUAUACCUGCAAUAUCUGCAGUAAAUCUUUCUCUGAUGGAAGUGAAUUAGCUGUUCACAAGUGUAUUUAUUCAAGUGACGAACUAUUUCACUGUGCUAUCUGUGAUAAAUCAUUCCCUGGAACAAGUGAAUUAAUGUUGCACAAGAAACACACUCAUUCUCAAGAAAAACCAUAUCACUUUAAUAUCUGUGAUAAAUCAUUCAUUUCUGGGAGCACAUUAACUAUCCACGAACAAACUCAUACUGGGGAGAAACCUUUUCAGUGUGAUAUCUGUGGUAAAUCAUUUAGUCAUAGAUGUACAUUAACUCUUCACAAACGUAUUCAUACAGGGGAAAAUAUACAUCAUUGUGAUAUCUGUGGAAAAUCAUUUACUACUUCAAGUGCAUUAAAUGUUCACAAACGUAUUCAUUCAGGGGAGAAGCCAUAUCACUGUGACAUUUGUGGUAAAUCAUUUAGUCAUGAAUAUACAUUAACUGUUCACAAACGUAUUCAUACAGGGGAAAAAUUACAUCAUUGUGAUAUCUGUGGAAAAUCAUGUACUACUUCAAGUGCAUUAAAUGUUCACAAACGUAUUCAUUCAGGGGAGAAGCCAUAUCACUGUGACAUUUGUGGUAAAUCAUUUAGUCAUGAAUGUACAUUAACUGUUCACAAACGUAUUCAUACAGGGGAAAAUAUACAUCAUUGUGAUAUCUGUGGAAAAUCAUUUACUACUUCAAGUGCAUUAACUGUUCACAAACGUAUUCAUUCAGGGGAAAAGCCAUAUCACUGUGACAUUUGUGGUAAAUCAUUCAUUGGAGCAAGUCAGUUAACGUUACACAGAAGAUGCAUUCAUACAAAGGAGAAACCAUAUCAUUGUGAUAUCUGUGGUAAAUCAUUCGUUCACCGAAGUUCACUAAAUCUUCACAGACGUAGUCAUACUGGGGAGAAACCGUAUCACUGUGAUAUCUGUGGUAAAUUAUUUGCUUAUAGAAGUGCAUUAACUUGUCACAAACGUAUUCAUACAGGGGAAAAACCAUAUCACUGUGACACCUGUGGUAGAUCGUUUGCUUAUGCAAGUGCAUUGACUGUUCAUAAAUAUAUUCAUUCAGAAGGAAAGUCAUAUGACUGUGGCAUAUGUGGUAAGUCUUUCACAAAAGCAAGUCUCUUAACAACACACAAGAGAUACAUUCAUGCAACGGAAAAUGUAUUUCGUUGUGAUAUCUGUGAUAAAUCAUUCACUUAUAGAUACGUAUUAACUGUUCACAAACGUAUUCAUACAGGGGAUAAACCAUAUAACUGUAAUAUCUGUGGUAAAUCAUUCCUUCAAACAGGUCAGUUAACGAGACACAACAAAUCUCAUACAAGAGAGAAAGCAUAUCGCUGUGAUAUCUGUGGUAAAUCUUUCUCUCAGGCAGGUCAUUUAACUGUUCAUAGUCGUACUCAUACAGGCGAGAAACCAUAUCACUGUGAGAUGUGUGAUAAAUCAUUCUCUCAAACAGCUCAUUUGAUAAAUCAUAGACGUAUUCAUACAGGAGAUAGACCCUAUAAGUGUGAUAUUUGUGGUAAAUCUUUCUACCAAAAUAGUGAUGUAACUAAGCACAAACGCAUUCAUACGGGAGAAAAGCCAUAUCGGUGUAAUAUAUGUGGCAGAUCAUUCUCUGUAAGUGGCACUUUAACUAGUCACAAAUACAUUCAUACAGGAGAAAAACCAUAUCACUGUGAUAACUGCGGUAAAUCAUUUUCUCAAAAUUCUGCUUUAACCAAACACAAAUGUAUUUGUUUUGACAAAAAACUACAUCACAAUGAUAUCUAUAAUGAAUGACUCAUCUGCUAAGAUUACACAAUGUGAAGUGGGUGGUAAAUGAGCAAAGACAUCGGCACUCUAAUGUUGCUAGCAACAUAUCAGCCUCUUGUGUGCUGGUUCCACAAUAAAAUACAUUCUUGUUGUGAUUAGAACACCUCAUUGUAAACAAUAUUCCUUGUUUUUCCUUGUGGAGCAUAUGCAAAUAGGUUUGUUUCGCUUCCCAGUGAAAUUGAUGGUGAUGGUUAGGGCAGCCAAAUCAACUCGCAAAGCUUAGGUUGGCCUGAGGCUAUAGUGGAAGACACUUGCCCAAGGUGCCAUGCAGUGGGACUGAACCUGGGACCAUAUGGUAGGGAAGCUAGCUUACUACACAGCAGAUUUAUGUAAUUUUGAUGUAGGACGUUUUUAUCAUAAAAUCAGUGGUGACCUUGUGUGUGUUGGUUUCAAAAGGUUUUAUUUUAUUAUUAU